GAAUUUUUUUGUUGGAUAUUGGAUAUAAAAACGGAACGAUUGAUUGCAACGGACUGGACAUUGGAUGGACGGACGGAAUCAAGCCCAACGGCGACAGGGGCGUGGUGAAGCGACAAGCAAAGGAUAUUGCCCGAGUCGUAAUCACAGGUCUGGGAUUUUGGUCGCUCUGCCUACCAAGGAGUGAUCGCUCUGCCUACCAAGGAGUGAUAUGGUGGUUCGGCAGCACCCCAGACGACGGAGCAGCCCUAUUUAGGGAGGACACUGCUCCCUCCAAUCCGGGGAAGGGACUAGAAAAGGUGAUCCCAAAAAACGUUCACUCCACCAACUCGGUUAGCAAUCCGCGGCUGACGAGUUAUCCCACUUUGCGGUCGAAACACAAAGAAAAAACAAUUAAAAAUUGCAGUAUGGAAUGUGAGGACUUUGCAGAGCGAAAGAACAACAGAGCGGAGGACAGCUAUUAUUGGACUAGAAUUGGAAAGAUAUAACAUUGAUAUAGCCGCAUUGAGUGAAACUAGAUUCGCUGGUACCCGACAACUUACUGAACCAACAUCAGGAUAUACCUACUUAUGGAGCGGCUUACCGGAAAGCGAAAAGCGUCUGUAUGGCGUCGGAUUCGCUAUAAAAACCUCUAUUGUUAAGGAAUUGGAAAACCUGCCAACCGCAGUAAACGAGCGUCUCAUGUGGCUGCGUGUGAAAAUAAAUGAGAAACGUUACGCAACAAUAAUUAGCGCUUAUGCUCCCACAAUGACAAACGAAGAAGUUGUAAAGGAAAAAUUCUAUGCAGACCUUGAUAAUAUCCUGCGCAAAACGCCAAAGGAGGAUAAGCUGAUUUUGCUGGGUGAUUUCAAUGCCCGUGUUGGUGCAAACAGUACAUCUUGGUCGCGCACAAUUGGUAAAUAUGGGGUCGGAAAAUGCAACUCAAAUGGUUUACUAUUAUUAUCAAAGUGUAAGGAACAUGAACUCGUAAUCACAAACACGAUGUUUCAGCUACCACUGGCAAAAAGAUCGACGUGGAUGCAUCCAAGAUCUAAACACUAGCAUAUAUGAUUGAUUAUGCAAUAGUAAGACAAAGGGACCUAAAAGAUGUUUGUAUAACACAAGCAAUGUGUGGUGCUGAAUGCCAAACCGACCACCGAAUGAUCAGAAUGAAACUAAAAAUGAUAAUACAACCGCAAAGGCGAAAAGUUGCAUUCAAGGGCGUCAGAAAGCUGAAUGUGGACAGACUAAAAAGCAAUGAGAUCAAAAACGACUCUUCUGUCAAGAUGGAAACUGCCCUCAACCAACUAGCUGACCGUCCAAGUGACUCCGUUCACGAUAAAUGGAGGAGCUGAAAAAUCAAAUACUCAAAGUGUCGAAAGAAACACUCGGUACGAAAAGCAAGAAACAACCUGACCGGUUCGAAGAAAAUAUCGGGUCAAUAACGCCACUCAUAGACGCAAAAAAUGCUGCCCAUCAGGCCCUUGUCACCAGAAAUACUCGCAGUACAAGUUCCCGGCUGAAAGAGUGUCAACACCGCUUGCAACGCGAAAUUCGACGUCUAAAAAAAUGAUUGGCUGGUCAAAAAAGCUCGUGAAAUUCAGGAAUUCGCUGACAAACAUGAUGCAAAAAAGUUUUACGAUGCUGUAAAGGGAGUGUACGGACCGUCAACCCGUGGUACAUCACCUUUGCUUUCAGCCGAUGGCACGAAAUUAAUAUCUGAUCGAAAUGAGAUCCUUAAUCGCUGGGUCGAACACUUCAAUGAACUUCUUAAUCGUGCCUCGACUGUACAACAAAAUAGUAUCGAUAACAUCAAACAGCAGCCGGUACAGGAACACCUGGCGGAUAGACCAUCAAAAGCAGGAAUUCGUAAAGCUAUAAAAACUACUUCAAAGUGGAAAGGCACCAGGAGAAGACGGGAUACCCGCCGAAAUUUACAAACAUGGUGGAGAGGCAAUUAUCAGCCAUCUCUUCUCCUUAUUCGGUUAUAUCUGGAGAGAUGA
Paramuricea clavata is the source of this 1979-nucleotide messenger RNA. The record is from the annotation of a GenBank genome assembly. NCBI's taxonomy places the organism in Eukaryota, Metazoa, Cnidaria, Anthozoa, Malacalcyonacea, Plexauridae.